This is a messenger RNA of Metopolophium dirhodum (rose-grain aphid), 6107 nucleotides long. RefSeq names its product ubiquinone biosynthesis protein COQ9, mitochondrial (gene Coq9). Gene Ontology annotation, molecular function: lipid binding. The coding region runs from base 283 to 1776 and encodes 497 amino acids. Lineage: Eukaryota; Metazoa; Arthropoda; Insecta; Hemiptera; Aphididae. Gene Ontology annotation, cellular component: mitochondrial inner membrane. Gene Ontology annotation, biological process: ubiquinone biosynthetic process. The record is from RefSeq and is a predicted model, not a curated record. The transcript has 2 exons.
AUCCCUAGUACCUAUUAGUGUAAUGUUUGUCUGACGGUUCAAAAAGUAAUGCGAGUUGGUUGUUUCAAACAUUCUUACUCAAUGCACAAAAGCAGCCCAGGUGAUUUGGAUACAUAAUAUUUUGAUUUCAUCAUUCCAUUUUUUUAUUUUCGCGUUUGUUAUCAUGUCCAGAUAGGAAUCAACUGGCCGUACAUUUCUGGAUGACAUUAAUUCAUGACGUUUUAAUCUAUUGAAUAAUAGGAUGUGUCGUGAUGUGUUAAGUUUUUUACUUAUAUUUACAAAAUGGAUGUCAAUAAAGAAUUUGAUGACUUUCUGUCAAGCAUGGAGAAUUUCAACAUAAAUGUCGCAUCAGAAUUUUUAUCAAAUAUUAGCUAUGAUACAAAUCAUGCUGAGGACGUAAUAGAAUUACUUGGAAAGGGAUUAACAAAUGAAUAUUUUAAAAGUAGACCUGAUUACUUCAACUUUUGUGAAGAACAGUUACUUAAAUUGGCAAAUAAUGAAGAAUAUCAAGAGCUAAUUUUUGAUUUUUUGGAUAUUAUUGAAAUGGAUGAUUGUAAACUAUCAUCAUCUGUUCUAAUUGUAGUAACUGUCUUGGAGAAUACUGAAAAUCCAAAUCGAGCAUCCCUAGAAUAUUUGUUGAUUGGUACUUUUAAUCGUUUAUUUGAAAUGGAUGUCACAAAUUUAAAGGAAAUUUUGCCAACCAUAGUACAACUUUUAAUAAAAUUAAAAAAACAUUUUCUACUCCAACAAUCAAUUUUAUUUUAUUUUGCUAGGGUCGCUUUCUUAGUGUUGAAUGCUAAUAUUGAACCAAUUGAGUAUCUAAACUUAUUGUCUAACAUAAUUUAUGAUCCUUUUUAUUUACUUGAAUAUGAAUUUGAUGAAAUUGAAGAAAAAGAAGAAAUAUUAUAUAUUGCUUCAUUCUUUUAUCUAUACUUUAAAACUGGAAUGCAAUGGGGACCUAAGAUUUACAAUCAGUUUUAUGUCUUAGAUAAAUGUUGUAAUUUAGCUAUGAUUGUGUAUGAAGACACCAAUUUUGGAAAAGCUUUUGCAAAAUUAAUUUUAACAAAAUUUAAAAAUAAUGAAAUUCCGUUACAUUCGUUGAAUACACACCAUGAAUAUUUUUUAUCAGAAGCUACACACAGUUCCAUGUAUAAUGAAAAUCUGAAUGUUAGGAAGGAAUCAAUGGAAUCAUUGAUGGUAUUCAUCGAUAAAUUAUGCACUGAUGCUCAGUAUGUAGUUUUUAAACAUGUGUUUACAAAACCAUUUGAUUCUUGUAUCAAAGAACAAUUUAUUGUUAAAAUGAAAAACCUGAUUUUUUUAAAAUUAAAUUCAGAUCAUGAUCUUGGAUGUUUUCAGGGAAGAAGACUCUUAAAUAUUAUUAAAUUAUGUUGUAAUAUUUCCUUUAAACGUGGAUUCUAUCUUCAAAACAAUAAAGAACAUAUUUUGGGUGCUAUAUCACUUAUUUAUUUAUUAACAGUCCACGAUAUUGACAAGUUAAACAUGGGCGAAGAAUUAUCAAACGUUACUAAAAAAUUUGUGGACGUCGUUCAAAAUGUCAUUGAUAAAUCACACGAAGAACACAAAAUCGAACUAAAAAAUUUAGAUAGUAAUGUUUGUAAAGUAAAAGGUGCAGAAGUGAUAAUAGAAGAUAAUUUAAAUUCAAAUCCAAAUCUAAAAUUGUCAAACGAAGAAAAGCGAGAUUUAUUAUCACAAAUGAACACUAACAUAUCAUUAGUCCAGGCAAAUCUGGAUUUGUUGAAAAGUUUUGUCGUAUGAUAAAGAUCUUCCGUGUAAUACAUUUAAAUUUAGUAUUUAGGGUUAAGCGUGUAUGUAAAUUUAAGUUGUAUUUAUGAAAAUAAAUAAAAAUGUUACAGGUUUUAACUUUUAAGUACUUUUUGUAAUUAUUAUGUAUUGGUUAUUUCACUGUAGGGCUCAGAAGUUGUUACAUUUGUAUUUUUUUGGGGGGCUAUUAGAUUAAUUUCUAAAUAAGUUUGAAAUUAUUUUCAUGACACUAUUAAAAAUCUAUAGUGCAUUUUUUUGCAUAUUUAAUGAUUUUGUGGUUUUAAGAGCAUAUUUCUUAAAUUAACCAUUUUCUAGAGUAUAUUUGAUGAUUAAUGAUAAGUUUAUAAACCAAUUUGAAAAUUUACCAUUAAAAAUAAUAAAUACAUCAUAAUGUAUAUGUAUUUAAUUAUUUUGAAAGUUUUCACUAGAUAUUAUUGAUUAUUGUAUAAUUUGCCAUUUUUAUUAAUAAAUAAUUAGUAAAAAUUAUACAAUAUAUAAAUAUUUUUUAACAAAAUAUUGUAUUUAUGAAAAUUGCGAAUAAAAAAGUGCAUAGUUGUACUUUUUUUAUCUUCGGUUUUCGAUAGUUCUUGGAUGAGUGACCACCUGGGUUUUUUGCAACGAAUCCGUGUCCCAUUUAAACACAUGUACCUCAAACAACCGUACCCCCCCCUCCAUAAACGCGCAAUGACCUAUGUUUCCAAGGGUCAUUUAAGAUGAAAAAACAGCAGAAAAGUAUAUGAAUAUAAAUGAGGAGUUUUUUGUUAUGUUCUUGCCAACUUUUUUGUAUUAUAUUUUGUCAUACCCAUGAUGAAACAUAAUUACAUAAUGUUUUCAUAUAACGUUUUGUUAUUUUUUAUGUGUGUCUUCCAAAAGCAAAUUAACAGAUUCAAAAUAUAAGUAGGACGUAGGGCAUAAAUAGUUUUUAUAUUUAACCUAACCUAACCCACAGACAAUGUUUUCUUUAUUUCCUUUUCUUAGGGCUGACGGUAUUUUCGGUAUACCGUAAAAAACCGAACUGUUUCGGUAUACCUAAAUACCGAUAUGGUACGGUAUACCGAAAUAAUAAAUAAAAUCUAACUAGUAUCGAUAUUUUUUACUUUUAUUGUUUCACAUUAUAUACUUUAUUAUAUACUAUAAUAUAUAAUAUUACCAUUGAUACUAGAAAACAGUACUAAAACCGUUCAUUCGGUUUUUUACGGUAUACCGUUUACCAAAAUAAUUUUAAAAUACCAGUAUACCGAAAAUAUUGUCAGCCCUUAAGAGGAUGUCAGCGCACUAUUGGUUUUCUCUCUCUGGCCCACGCGCAACAUAGACAAAACGCAUUUGCGCAGAAUCGUUUUUUCUAUGUUUUUAAGUAAUCUUAGAGUAAAAUCACCCAUUACAAAAAAGAUAGAGAAUAAUAUUUUUGAGAGAAUGUCAUAUCGAUUUCUCUAAAUAUUGUUUCAAAACAAUUUAAACAUGAUUUAAAUUUACAACAUUUUUUUGUUUAUUUUGAAACUCAAAUACAAAUUCAAAUAACAAUACAAUCUAAAAUCGAUAUGACAUUCCCUCAAAAAUAUUAUUUUUUAUCUUUUUUGUAAUGGGUGAUUUUACUUUAAGAUUACUUGAAAACAUAGAAAAAACGAUUCUGCGCAAAUGCGUUUUGUCUAUGUUGCGCGUGGGUCAAACAGAGAAAACAAAUAGUGCGCUGACAUCCUCUUAAGGCCUUUUAAACCCUAAAUCUAGGGUUUCCACUAGAUUCGUGUUCGUGUACGUGCAUAAAAAUACUUUUCUGUGAUUUGUUGGUGUGAAUGGUAAGCUUUUGGUAUACCAGAGUGUUAUACGUUCCUACCACAGGCUUGAUCAUGAUACCAUGAAGUUGGAUCCAAUUCAACUUUUCACGUGUACACGGCUCUAUAUUGAUAACAAUAUUGAUAACAUAAGAAUAUAUGAAAACUAAUAUGUUACCAAUCUUAACCGAUCUAACCCAUAUUAACCGAUGGGAAACGUUUUUGAGACCGUUCAUAGCGAACGUAUCCGGUCAAUAUAUGCACGCAAACGUACACGUAUGUAGUGGAAACCCACCUUAACCGUAUCAUAUCGGUAUUUAAGUAUACCUAAUCAUUUCGGUUUUUCGGUAUACCGUUUCGUACCGGUAUUGAAAUCAAUACCGUAAUAUCGAAAAUUAUUUUCAAUACCGUCAGCCCUACCUUUUCUAUACUUGCAAAUUCUUUAGAUUCUUAAGUUUUUUUUUUCUAUCAGUCGUUACCUUUUUGAACAGUAAAAAUGAUUUGAUUUUCACUUAGAGGGUGGUUUCUCUUCGAAAAAUAAAUCUACCUAAUUGGUACUUUGGUAGGUAAAAAGUAAAAAUAAUCGGGAAGAACCAAAGAAAACUACAGUUAUUGCUCCACUCAGAAUCUAAUAUUAAGGGAAGACAUGAAAUAUAACAUGAUAUCUGGUUCUCACGAAACGAGUUCUACGUGAAUUUUAAGUAAUAAGAGUCAAGGGGUACUGGUUGUUCAGAUUGAAUUUUUCUAACGAUGUGUAAUGUAAAAAUGAAUAACUGUAUAGAGACUUCUAACUUAUUUUUAUAAGUUUUUAUAAUAGCAGUUGAAAAAUAUUAAAGACACAUAAGCAUGAUUUAUUUUUAUAAGCAUUUAAAGUUGAAAUCCUUACAAAAUUCAUCGUUGUCUGGAAGAUUUGCUAAUUAUUUUAUGUAAUUAAAAAUUUAUAAAAUAUAUCAAUUUGUAUAACGUAGUCUAUCGUCUAUCAGCGACGUAUUUAGGAAUUUGUCAUGGGGAGGAUCCAGAUAAUUUUCAGAAAACAGAGCCACAGGGGAAAAGCCAAGCCCCCCAUACCGCCCAAUUACUCUUUAUUAAAUAAAUAUACCAUAUUUAUAAAACGAUAUAACAUUUUUGAGUUUUUAAUUAUUAAAUAAUAAUAUGUACAAAACAAAUUUAAAAAAAGCGGGUAAGUGGAUGUACAGUAGGUUACAAGUGGGUCAAUGUUUAAUGGAUUGUAUUAAACUUGAAUUCAAUGAUAUAAUAUCAUUGUAUAAGAAAAACGAUUCCGACCAGAGACGGUUCGUCAGUCUGGAUAUUUUAUAUUGUUAUUAUUUAUUAUAAAUAAAUAAUAACGACGUUUAAAGUGGAGCUGGUGCCGUGACCUACUAGUCGACUAGUCCACCAUCCUGUUAUGAAGUGCUAUUAAUGAAUAGCUUCUUCUUCAAGCCAACCAUGACCAAUGCCCUAUAAUUGUUUUACCCCUCUAUUGUGCUUAUUGCAAUUAUAUUUUUAUACAGAUUGUACAAUUAAAAAAACAAAUAUGACAAAAAAUAAAUAAAUAAAUAAUUUAUUAUAGCCUGUAAGUUGAAUUAAUAUUGAAAUAUAUAUUUUUUUUUAUUCGUUUCUAUGGUGAUAAACAAAGCGUUAGAAAUCUCAUUUUUUAGCGGUUUUUCGUAAUUUUUCGAUGGUUUUUCCCGUGGCAUUAAAUAACUAUUGAGAAAAUCAAAAAAAUGACCUCCCUUAUUACCACGAUAUUAAUUGAAAAUGUUGAUAACUGAAGCUUCGAAUUUUUUUUAUAAAAUCCUUCGUAUCUUAUGAUAAAAUUUGUUUUUCUUAAUCAUGUAAAAACACAACAUUUAACAUGUACGAGACACAAGUCAAUAGGGGGGAAAGGUCCGGACCCCUUGGACCCCCCGUAAAUACGCCACUUUCGUCUACGACAAUGGUCUGUGAUAGUAUCACGACUUGUUGUUGAUGUUAUAAUUUUAUAAGUACCUACCUAAUGAAUCUAAUGUGAUUAAUUUGGAAAUUAUUUUAUAAGUACAUUUUUUCAAAUAUUUAUGUUCGUAUGAAAUAAUAAUUCAAAAUAUAUGUAUGCAAAAGUCAAUAAUACAUUACUCAGUAAUGAUUACUGGGUACUUAUAAAGCUAUAUUAUAUUAAUUUAUUAGGAUAAUUUGCAAAUAAUAUUAAUUCAACCGACCUACCAUAUUAAUAAUGAUAACGUAGAUAUAAUAUAGAAAUAAUUAUAUAAUAUAUAAUAGGUAUAUUAUAUUAUAUUAUGUUAUGUCUCCAACUACAUUAACCCACCCUUAAUUUGUUAUUGUAUUAUGUUUUGUUUGUAAUUUAUUAGUAUUUUGUCAACUACAACUUUUGUAUCAAUAACCUAUUUAUAUGUAAAUUUACUUUUUUAUGUGUAAAAAGCCGAUUGGCGUUAAUAUCAUUAAAUAAAAAAAAAAUAAUUCGUACUCGUACAUACCAUAUCCUCCCAACUGUUACUGCAAUCGGUGAGAAAGAUAUCAGCGUUGUUUUUACGUUUUGUUUUUGUGGUUUUUCACUUUUUU